Pseudoliparis swirei is the source of this 1817-nucleotide messenger RNA. RefSeq names its product mediator complex subunit 22 (gene med22). The record is from RefSeq and is a predicted model, not a curated record. Gene Ontology annotation, molecular function: transcription coregulator activity. The coding region runs from base 288 to 713 and encodes 141 amino acids. Gene Ontology annotation, biological process: regulation of transcription by RNA polymerase II. Gene Ontology annotation, cellular component: mediator complex. Lineage: Eukaryota; Metazoa; Chordata; Actinopteri; Perciformes; Liparidae. The transcript is spliced from 3 exons.
AGAAGAAGAGCGAACGCGGGGCUCAUUUUCACAAUAACGACAUUGUGUUAAAAGUAUGCGGUGAGAAUACUAUUUCCAUUACGAUACGUUUAUUGGAGAUAUUUACGCAGCGGUGCAGGUUUUUAAACUACUUCCGCUACACAUGCGUCUCGUUUCCGUUCAGCUCAUUUUCAUGCUAGCCAGCUAGCUUCUCGCUAGUUUUCGUGACAACGUGAACGGAUCUGCGGGAGAUGUUUGCGUGACGCGAACAGGCAACUUGCGCCGCGUCGUCCUUUUUCCUGAGCACGAUGGCGACGACUCAGAGGGUGCUCCCGCAGAGCAAAGAGUCUCUGCUGCAGAACUACAACAAGAGGCUGAAGGACGACAUCCGGUCCAUCCUGGACAACUUAACAGAAAUGAUCAAAACGGCAAAGAUAGAGGAUGAGACGCAGGUGGCCAGAGCAACCCAAGCCGAGCAGGACCAUUACGAGAUGCACGUGAGAGCUGCCAACAUUGUCCGAGCCGGCGAGUCCCUGAUGAAGCUGGUGUCCGAUCUGAAGCAGUUCCUGAUUCUGAACGACUUUCCCUCGGUGAACGACGCCAUCAGCCUCCAGAACCAGCAGCUCCGCUCGCUGCAGGAGGAGUGUGACAAGAAACUCAUCUUGCUCCGCGACGAGAUCGCCAUCGACCUGUAUGAGCUCGAGGAAGAAUAUUACUCCUCCAGGUACAAGUAGGCUCAUACUUGCCCCCAUCCCACCACCCCUCUCUUGUCCCAUGCCCUGCACCAUGCACCGUCUCACAUUCACCACUCACUGCUGAGCCCAAGGAAGGGUUUAGUUCUUGCUGCAGCUAAAUCUGACCCUUCUGGGCUUGAAUGUAUCUCAUUGUCAUAUCCAGACAUUCACAUUCAUCCACAGAGAUCAUUGCCGAGGGUCAUUGUGAUGGAGAGCAUCUCGCUAAGUGACUUUAUUGAUUAGUAAGUGCCUUGAGUUUUUCUGCUCUGACGUUUGUCAUAAUUGGCCCAAUUUGAGGGGAUUUUCACAAUAAAGGGGAAUUCAACUGAAUAUAAGCUGUGUACAUGUAUCCCGCUCCUGAACUAUCACAGUUCAACAUGUCCCUUUUUGGUUUUCAAACUGCAUUGAGCUCUCGGAGGCCUUGAAUGGUGAUGGGAUACAUUUCAUAAUCGAGAAAAGAAAGUUUGGUCGUUGAUCGAGUCCAGAGUUUAUUUCUAAAUGCUUUCUAAAAGUGUUUGUCAGGCACAUGGGAGAAAAGCAUGGUUCAGUGAGAAGUGAGGCCUUUUUGUCGUGGUUAAUUCACUACAAAAAUAAUUUUAAUAGAAGUUAUAACCAGAGUUAAUCCAAAUCCAACAAAUUCAUGGAUGAAUUUUUAUAUAACUGUCAAAAGACGAAAGUGUUUCAAAACAAAGCUUUGUAGGGAAUUUCCUUUAGACGAAUUACACAUUGAAUCAGAGUAUAAGUACAUAUUUUACAGAUGUAUUAUUCAAUAUUAUUUAUAUGUAAUAUUCAAAUCAUGAACGUAAAGGUGACGACCUGAAUGGUUUUAUGGAUGCUUGGAUUAGACAUUCACAUUCGACACAACUCUUGCAGUUAUUUAUUUUAGGCAAAACCUGAAAGUUUCUCCAGUAGACCUUUUUGUUUUGGUAAAAGCAGUUCGGCUCUCGUGUUUAAAUGAUUCCGUCCUUCAGACCGCAAGUGACUGGAGCUGUCAUCGUGCAGGCAAUAUCGAUCGCGGGAUUGGUUGCACUUGUAUACCAGUUUGUCCCAGCUGUUCCAUUAGAAACCAGAAUGAUUAAGAAAUAAAGUAGACGAAACACUGCA